GUCCUCCCCUCUGAUUGGCCGACGCGCUGACGUGGCCCGUGCGUAGACGCUUCCUCAGGUCGAGUCUUCUCGCAGCAGAUCAGAAGAUGUUGGUCCUGGUGCUAGGUGACCUGCACAUCCCCCACCGGUGCAACACGCUGCCAGCCAAGUUCAAGAAGCUGUUGGUCCCGGGGAAGAUCCAACACAUCCUCUGCACGGGGAACCUCUGCACCAAGGAGAGCUAUGACUACCUGAAGACGCUCGCUGGAGACGUCCACAUAGUGCGAGGGGACUUCGACGAGAACCUGAACUACCCGGAGCAGAAGGUGGUGACAGUGGGCCAGUUUAAGAUCGGCCUGAUCCACGGCCACCAGGUGAUUCCCUGGGGCGACAUGGCGAGCCUGGCGCUGCUGCAGAGACAGCUGGACGUGGACAUCCUCAUCUCCGGCCACACGCACAAGUUCGAGGCGUUUGAGAACGAGAACAAGUUCUACAUCAACCCCGGCUCGGCCACAGGAGCCUACAGCGCACUGGAAAGCAACAUCAUCCCCUCCUUCGUAUUAAUGGACAUCCAGGCCUCCACUGUGGUGACGUACGUGUAUCAGCUGAUCGGCGACGACGUGAAGGUCGAGAGAAUCGAGUACAAGAAAUCUUAAAGACGUCAUGAGGAGAAAAGUUGGGUUAACGUGGCUCAGUUUCGCAUUUCAUUCCUUUUUCUAACGGGGAGACGGGGGUGAAGGCCACCCCACGCCUCCGACCCCUCCCCCCCUCCCUUCCCCCCCGCCCGCAGUCACCACGAUGUUAAUCCAAACUUUACUCUAAAAGAGCUGUGUAUUAUAUUGUUUAUAUGUCAUCAGCAGUUGCUUGAUUUCCAAGCUGUCAUCUGGUCGCUGUCGAGAUGCAAUAACAUCACAUGUAUUUGUUAUCAAAAGAAAUAUUUGGUGCCAUUUUCUGUCUUUGAUUGUCUUUUUGUUUUUUUCACCCCUCGUGUCCUGUUCAUGUAACCAACGGGACUUUAGCUUCGUGUAGUCGAUCAUCAGUCUGUUGUUCCCCACAAUAAAGAUCUAAUUUCA
Messenger RNA from Pleuronectes platessa (European plaice), 1052 nucleotides. It is a transcript of the gene vps29, whose product is annotated as VPS29 retromer complex component. The transcript has 4 exons. Gene Ontology annotation, cellular component: retromer complex; endosome. Gene Ontology annotation, biological process: intracellular protein transport; retrograde transport, endosome to Golgi. NCBI's taxonomy places the organism in Eukaryota, Metazoa, Chordata, Actinopteri, Pleuronectiformes, Pleuronectidae. The record is from RefSeq and is a predicted model, not a curated record. Bases 87 to 635 code for a protein of 182 amino acids.